AAAAAGCUAAAGAUACCUUGCAUUCCAGUCUCAUUUUGCUCUGCCCUUUGCAAUCAUCUUCCUUCGUUUCCUUUGAUCAUUUCCAAACAAGAUAACAACAUGGCUGAAACUGCAAUUGCAGCUGCUGGCAUGUUUAUCUCUCCCAUCGUCCAAGUGUUUUUUCAAAGAAUGGCGUCUGGCGGCUUCGUUGACUUAUUUCGGGGACGAAAACUCGAUGAUGGGCUCUUAACGAGGUUCAAGAUAAAAUUGCUGUCCGUGAAUGCAGUGCUUAAGGAUGCGGAGGACAAGCAAUUUACAAGGCCUGAUGUGAAAGUGUGGGUUGAUGCUGUCUAUGAUUCUAUCUAUGAUGCUGAGCAAGUCUUGGACGAGAUUUCUACAAAAGCCCAGCAACGCAAGUUGGAUGCUGAAUUUGGAAACUUUGGAAGUAAGGUACGUAACUCCAUCUCUACUUGUCGUUUUCUCAAGAAGGUAGAAAAACAGAUAAAAAAGCUACUUGGCACGCUAGAUUUUCUAGUAGAUCAAAAGGAGGAUUUAGGUUUGAGAGAAGGUACUGUUGGAGGGAAUCCAUCAGAAAGACUGCCCAUCACUUCUUUGGUCGAUGAAUCUCGUAUUUUUGGUAGAGAUGGUGAUAAAAAGGCAAUAAUUAACUCGCUGCUCUCAGAUGGUGCAAGUGGCGAUGAGAUGGGUCCGGGUGUGAUUGCCAUAGUCGGCAUGGGGGGAAUUGGUAAAACCACCCUUGCUCAGCUUGUUUACAAUGAUGAAAUGCUGAAGGACCAUUUUAAGCAUAAAGCAUGGGUUUGUGUUUCAGAUCCAUUUAACGUGUUCAUGGUCAUGAGAACAAUUAUAGAGGCAGUAACUCAAUCACCUUGUGAUAUUAUGGAUAAUUUAGAUCAACUUCAAAAUGGUCUCAAGGAGAGAUUGACAGGAAAGAAAUUCCUAGUUGUUUUAGACGAUGUUUGGGAGAAGAACGUGGACAAAUGGGAGGUCUUACGUAAUGCUCUUAAAUCUGGGGCACAAGGAAGUAUGGUUAUUGUAACAACACGCGAUCAUGAUGUGGCAAAAAUCAUGCAUGGUAAAUAUCAUCCUAUAACGGAUUUAUCAAAAAAUGAUUGUUUGUCACUAUUUGCAAAAUAUGCAUUAAUCCCCAAUGGUAACUUUAAUGCAUAUCCACAACUUAAAGAAAUAGGAAGCCAAAUCAUAGAAAAGUGCAAAGGCUUACCUUUAGCAAUCACGGCAAUUGGUGGUCUUUUGCGGUCUAAUUUAUGUUUUGGUGAAUGGGAUAAGGUAUUGAGAAGUGAAUUAUGGGAUUCACCAAUUACACAUACAGACAUCCUUCCUGCUCUAAUUUUAAGUUAUAAAUAUCUUUCGCCACCUAUAAGGAGAUGCUUUGCAUACUGCUCCAUAUUUCCAAAGGACCAUGCUUUCAAAAAAGAUGAAUUAGUCUUAUUAUGGAUGGCAGAAGGGUUUUUGCCGCAACCCCAAAACAUAACAAUGGAAGAAGUUGGUGAUAAUUACUUCCUUACUCUUGUAUCGAGAUCAUUACUCCAACGAUCCAAGAGCUAUGUGCAUGAUGUAUAUGUAAUGCAUGAUCUUGUCAGUGAUUUGGCAAAGUUUAUAAAUAAAGAGUUCACUUUAUGCCACAAAGAUGACUAUUCUCGUGAAAUUCUAAGCAAGACUUGUCAGUUCUCAUUUCCUUCUAAAAAUUUUGAUAUUAAGAAGUUAGAGACCUUUCAGGAAUCUAUGAGGUUGCGCACUAUCAUAGGUUUAAAUCAAUUCUCAGUUGAUGAUUUCGGAUCUAGACUCAAAAUUUUAUUACCGCUGAUAAGAUGCUUACGAGUCCUUAUUCUAUCUCAUUUGACAAUGAGUGAGUUGCCAGACUCAAUUGGUAAAUUUAAACAUUUACGUUAUUUGAGCCUUCGUAAAUCUUGGAUUGAAAGGUUACCUGAUUCUAUAUGUAAAUUGUGCAAUUUGCAAAUAUUGAAUUUAUCAUGUUGUCGACGUCUUGCUGCCUUGCCAAGAGAUAUGCAUAAACUCAUUAAUUUGCGUCAUCUUGAUAUUGCUAGAACUAGGAUAAUGGAGAUGCCGAUAAAUCUGGGUAAACUAAAAUGUCUUCAAACAUUAUCUACAUUUAUCGUUAGCAAUAGUGGAUGUGGCAUUGAAGAGCUAGGGAAACUUACAAAUCUUCGAGGAUCACUUUCUGUUUUGGUGCUCCAAAAUGUUGAAUCUCCAAUGGCUGCUGAGGGUAGAAACUUGAGGGAUAUGAAGUACCUUGAGAAUUUGGUUUUGAAGUGGAAAGGUGAUACUAAUGCUUCGGAAAGUCAUAAAAUCAUACUUGAUUGUCUCCAACCCCAUACAAACUUGAAAAGCCUCACUAUCAAAGGUUAUGGGGGCACAAGUUUUUCAGACUGGAUUAGGGAUGCUUCAUUCUCUAAUAUAGCGUCUAUUCUUCUACAAAAUUGUAAAUUUUGUUGUAGCUUGCCACCACUUGGGCAACUACCCUCUCUGCAGGAACUCUCUAUUGUUGGGUUGGAUGGAGUUGUUACGAUAGAUCGUCAGUUUUAUGGCAGUGGAUCUCCUUGGAUGAAGCCAUUUGGAGCCUUGAAAUCUCUAUGUUUUUCUAAGAUGUUGGAGUGGGAGAAAUGGUCUCCCUUUGAGGCUGGAAACGAAGGUCGAGCUUUUCCUAAUCUUAGAGAUCUUUCGAUUUGUGAUUGCCCUAAGCUUACAAGUGGGUUGCCCGCCCAUCUUCCUUCUUUAGCCAAAAUUUUCAUUUAUGAUUGUCCCCAGCUGGUGGCUUCAAUCCCUAAGGCUUCUUCUCUACGUACACUGGAUUUUUCAAAUUGCAAUACGAUUCUAUUAAACCAAUCGCCAACUGGAAUACAGGAGCUUAGCAUCACAAGCUGUCGGAAGUUAGAGCUCCCAAUGCACUUGAACUAUUCAUCGCUUGAAAUUUUGACGUUGGACGGUUGUGGUUUUCUCAAGUCCUUUCCAUUAUUCCCAAAGCUUCGUCGUCUGGAAAUCUCAAAUUGUAAGGAUCUAGAAUCUCUUACAGUUGGAGAACAACUUGAACAAGAUUUACUCCUCUCGCAGAUAGAAAUCUGGAAGUGCCCAAAUUUUGCAUAUUUUCCACAUGGAGGAUUGCGGGCCCCUAACCUUAAAGAUUUUACGAUCAAACAUUGUAGGAGUCUUCGGUCACUACCUGACAACAUGCACAUACUUCUUCCCUCUCUUGAGAAAUUGGAUAUAGAAGAUUGUCCACAAGUUGAGUCGUUUCCUGAAGGGGGCUUGCCUUCCAAUUUGAAUGAAAUUAUCAUCAGAUGGUGCCCUAAUUUUGCAUAUUUUCCACAUGGAGGAUUGUGGGCCCCUAACCUUAAACAUUUUAUAAUCUACGAUUGUAGGAGUCUUCGGUCAUUACCUGAAAAUAUGCACAUACUUCUUCCCUCUCUUGAGAAAUUGGAUAUAAAAGAUUGUCCACAAGUUGAGUCAUUUCCUGAAGGGGGCUUGCCUUCCAAUUUGAAUGAAAUUUCCAUAUUCGGUUGUGACAAACUCUUUGCAAGCCAGUUGGGGUGGGGUUUGCAAACUCUCCCGUGUGUUAGAAGAUUCUCAAUCGGUGACAAAUUUGAAGAUGCAGAGUCCUUUCCAGAUGAGGGGUUGCUGCCUACCAAUCUUACCUAUCUUUUCAUCGGGAAUUUUCCAAAUUUGAAAUAUUUCGACACGAAGGGGAUUCAACACCUCACUGCUCUUGAAAAAUUGGAGAUCUGGCGCUGCCCUAAGUUAGAGUGCAUGUCAGAAGAUGGGCUACCUGCCUCCCUUUCUACUCUAAGGAUCGGCUACUGUCCUUUGUUGGAGAAAGAGUGGGAAACGAAAGGAGAAGAAUGGGGCAAGAUUGCUCACGUCCCCAACAAAUAUAUUCUUGAUUACUCCAUAGGCCACUGACGGAUUGAAUGAGCUAAGAGUCCAACAAGAGUCUCCACUUUAUUUUAAAGUCAGAGAAAUACGCUAGGGCUAUAGGUCUUCUUUUCUUCUAGAUGUUAACUUCUCCGUGAUGUUUAUCAGGAAUUAUAAGCGGCGGGAGAAAGGGGACCGAGUACUUAUUGGUAUUCACUCUCCCAGUGAACUGGAAACGCAGUUGAAUGAUGCUUCAAUGGCAUCUCUCCUGGUGUUGUGGUGUGCCUUGAAUCAAGUGAAGUGUGGCCCAGCUGUGUUGGAGUUGAGUUGGCCGACUCAACUAUCUCCAAGUCCUCCUAGGUGUAGGAGUUUGAGAAGCUUAUAAAAGGGCAUGUGAUGUUCAGAAUUUUAUAGGGUGCAAAACGUGAGUAGCAGCUUGUGUGCAAUGUUAUAGUGAGAAUUGGGUGUAUCGGGAUUUUGGGUUCUGAGUGAUUUUCUCUCUACUAUGUUUUGUACUUCAUCUUCAUAGUAAAUUUAUUCGUGAUUGCCUCUA
Messenger RNA from Alnus glutinosa, 4438 nucleotides. Its product is annotated as putative disease resistance protein At3g14460. Gene Ontology annotation, biological process: defense response to other organism. Bases 100 to 3933 code for a protein of 1277 amino acids. The transcript is spliced from 3 exons. Lineage: Eukaryota; Viridiplantae; Streptophyta; Magnoliopsida; Fagales; Betulaceae. The record is from RefSeq and is a predicted model, not a curated record. Gene Ontology annotation, molecular function: ADP binding.